Messenger RNA from Pochonia chlamydosporia 170, 2247 nucleotides. RefSeq names its product histone deacetylase clr3. Gene Ontology annotation, cellular component: histone deacetylase complex. Gene Ontology annotation, molecular function: histone deacetylase activity. Bases 1 to 2247 code for a protein of 748 amino acids. The transcript is spliced from 5 exons. NCBI's taxonomy places the organism in Eukaryota, Fungi, Ascomycota, Sordariomycetes, Hypocreales, Clavicipitaceae. Gene Ontology annotation, biological process: chromatin organization. The record is from RefSeq and is a predicted model, not a curated record.
AUGGAAGAACACUUGGCAAUGGAUGUGGACGAUCAUCCCAUGAGAGAUGCUGACAUGGCAAACGGAGUCAGUCAUGACACUGGAGCGCGGCCUGAGGAUGACGACGAUACUGCUUCUGAAGAAGUCAGCUAUGAGGAUGGCACCGACCUUGAUGCGCAGGACCUGGCCCUGGAGCAGCUUAGACGGCGUGGACUGCUUCCCACCGGCUGUUGCUACGAUGAUCGUAUGAAACUGCACAUGAAUGCAGAUUUCAGCCCAAAUACCCACCAUCCUGAGGAUCCGCGUCGCAUUCACGAAAUCUUCAAGGCUUUCAAGCGGGUCGGUCUGGUGUACUCUGGGCCAGAAGCUGAGCUGCCAAAAAUAAUCAAGGAAUGCCCUACACGAUACAUGUGGAGGAUUCCCGUUCGUCCCGCGACUCGCGAGGAGAUUUGUCUGGCACACUCUUCCGAACACAUGACCUGGGUGGAACAACUGGACAAGCUGAGCACGGCUGAGCUUCGCGAACUGACAAAGAGAUACGACCAGGGACGAGAAUCUCUCUACGUCGGAAGCAUGUCAUAUCCCGCUGCUCUUCUAUCCGCCGGUGGUGCUAUUGAUACCUGCAAGAAUGUGGUGGCUGGCCAGGUCAAGAAUGCAUUUGCCGUCAUCAGACCUCCCGGACAUCAUGCCGAAUAUGAUGCUCCAAUGGGCUUCUGCUUUUUCAACAACGUACCAGUCGCCGUUCGUGUAUGCCAGCAGGAUUACUCGGAUGUUUGCCGCAAAGUUCUUAUUCUAGAUUGGGAUGUUCACCAUGGAAAUGGCAUCCAAAACAUAUUUUAUGACGAUCCCAACGUCCUCUAUAUUUCUAUUCACGUCUACCAAAAUGGCAAUUUUUACCCCGGGAAGCCUCCAAACCCGGAAACACCAGACGGAGGAAUCGAAAACUGUGGCACUGGCCCUGGCCUGGGAAAGAACAUCAACAUUGGCUGGCACGACCAAGGCAUGGGCGACGGCGAAUACAUGGCUGCCUUCCAAAGGAUCGUCAUGCCUAUUGCAAAAGAGUUCAAUCCUGACCUUGUAGUUAUAUCUGCUGGCUUUGAUGCGGCAGACGGGGACGAGCUGGGUGGAUGUUUUGUCACUCCGCCCUGCUACGCACACAUGACCCAUAUGCUCAUGUCUCUGGCUGACGGCAAGGUGGCCGUAUGUCUCGAAGGAGGGUACAAUCUUUCCGCCAUCUCGAACUCUGCGGUGGCCGUUGCACGCACGCUCAUGGGAGAACCGCCACCAAAGAUGAUAAUACCGAAGCUCAACAAGGAAGCUGCACGAACGCUGGCAAAGGUUCAAGCUUACCAGGCUCCUUACUGGGAAUGCAUGCGUCCAGGAGUAGUCGACGUUCCUGCUGUUCAGUCUCUAAACGCAAAUCGCUUACAUGACGUAAUACGGAGUGCCCAACGGCUACUUCUGCAGGAGAAGCAUAACAUGCUUCCUCUUUAUGUUCAAAGAGACCAGUUAUACAAGUCGUUCGAAAACCAGGUUCUGGUUACGCCGAAUCUUCACAAUUCUAGAAGGAUGCUGGUCAUCAUUCACGACCCCCCGCAAUUACUCGCACAACCAGACGCCAUUGAUUCGUCAUUGGAAGCGCAUAAUGCAUGGGUGGUGGACGGAGUGACCCAGUAUAUCGACUGGGCUGUCGGUCAGAAAUUUGGCAUCAUGGAUAUUAACGUGCCGCCUUACAUUACGAACGACGAUGACAUGGAUUCUUAUAUUCCGGGCUAUAAAGAAAGGGCCCUCCAAGAGCAAGUUCAACAGCUUAUGAACUAUCUUUGGGAUAAUUUCUUGCAAUUGUAUGACGCGGAUGAGAUCUUUCUUAUGGGAGUAGGUAAUGCCUACCUCGGGGUAAAGGUCCUUUUAAUUAAUCGAGAUUGCAAAUCGAAAAUAUCUGGAGUUGUGAACUUUGUCACAGGAAAUUUGCGUCCAGUCAAGUCCGACAUCGAUCCAGACCUUUCAUCAUGGUACAAAGAGAAUUCAAGGGUCUAUGUUGCCAGCGACCAUGCCUGUUGGUCAGAUCAUGACUUGACCAAGAAGGUGCAGAAACGAAGAUUCGGAACUGUUGUUCGCAGUCCUAAGCUCGGCCUCAAUAAGAUGAUGCAAGAGCAUGCAGACGAAGCACAGGAAUGGAUUCUGGCGCGGGUCUCGACUACAAGCGGCGGUGACACCACAGAAGAGGAAGAUGAAGACGAAGAGAACGGCGGCACUAAGUCCACUUAA